AUGUCCUCCCACCCUGUCCAUGGGCUGCCAUUCCUGCCUGGGAACACCUACCGGGACCCAACCAAAUCGACUUUCCACCGCUCUCAGACGCUGACCUAUCGGGAUGGAUUUAGUAACCCACUGCUCCCAACAGUAGGGAUCGGGCAAGACCCAAUCACAGUGAACCAGCUGUCACAGGCUGAACUGGAUGAGCUGGCUAAUAAGAGACCUACACUGACCUAUGGCCAAGCAAAGCAAGCCCCAUCAUCUACCUUCAUCCCGGCACACGUAGCAUUUGACAAGAAGGUGUUAAAAUUUGAUGCCUACUUCCAGGAGACUGUUCCCAUCUCCCAGAACGAGCAAUACAGAGUGCGUAGAGUAUGUGUGUACUACUACCUAGAAGAUGACAGCAUAUCAGUGGUGGAGCCCCCAGAGGAGAACUCUGGAAUGCCUCAGGGAACAUUCAUGAAGCGUCAGAGACACCCGAAGAAUGACAAUGGUGAUCCCUAUCACUGGAAGGACCUCAAUGUGGGCAUCAACAUCACGGUGUAUGGAAGGACUUUUCGUAUCGUCAAUUGUGACCAAUUCACGAAGGAUUUCUUGGAAAGUGAAGGUAUUGAGCUGAACCCCAUAGAAGGAAUCCCUACCAAUCCUUACACCGAGCUACGCAAAGAGCCGCACCGCACCUACACUACCCCAUCUGAUUUUGAUAGACUCAAGCAGUUCCUAAACUAUGGAUCUAGGUGCUGCGUUUUUUUCUCGCUGUGGGAUGACUCGGACAGCAUGUUUGGGGAGGCACGCCCGGUCAUUAUACAUUACUACCUGGUGGAUGACACAGUGGAGGUCCGAGAGGUCCAUGAAAGGAAUGAUGGAAGAGAUCCCUUUCCUGUGCUAAUGAAGAGGCAGCACCUACCAAAAUCCAUUCAAAAUUUAAAAGACACCUUCCCUAAAUGUGUCCUGGAGAUGUCAGAUCAGGAGGUGACAGAGUGGUACUCGCCCCGAGAUUUUAUGGUGGGGAGUCACAUCACAAUCCUGGGACGAAAGUUCUUCCUGUAUGACUGUGAUGCUUACACUCGAGAUUUCUACCGCCAGAACCUGGGGGUCCCAGACCUGACACCUGCCAGUGUGGAGAAGAAGAUGAAUGAAGAAGUGAAGCAGGAGAUCCCUCCUUACAAUGGUUUCGGCCUGCUGGAAGACUCUCUUCAGAACUGUCUGAGUCUGAUUCCCAAGCCGCCCAAAAAAGAUGUGAUUAAAAUGUUAGAGAAUGACCACAAAGUUCUGAGAUAUGCAGCUAAUCUGGAUUCAAUGAUCCCUGAAGAUAAAGGAAGACGUUUCAUCCUCUCUUACUACCUCUCCGAUGAUAUGAUCAGCAUCUUUGAGCCUCAGAUCCGAAAUUCCGGGAUUAUUGGAGGAAAAUUUCUAGAAAGGACCAAAGUCCCUAAACCAGGUUCUUCUAUCGAUAAUCCCAGCUACUAUGGACCAGCGGACUUCAAAAUUGGCUCCGUGGUGGAAGUUUUCGGACACAGAUUCAUCAUCAUAAAUGCAGAUGAGUAUGUUUUAAAUUACAUAAGGACUAACAAAGACCAGUUUCCUAGUGAAGUGCUGAAUUCACUGGAGAGUCACUUCCAAUAG
Messenger RNA from Staurois parvus, 1611 nucleotides. NCBI's taxonomy places the organism in Eukaryota, Metazoa, Chordata, Amphibia, Anura, Ranidae. The record is from the annotation of a GenBank genome assembly.